This is a messenger RNA of Mycotypha africana, 1718 nucleotides long. RefSeq names its product F/Y-rich N-terminus-domain-containing protein. The record is from RefSeq and is a predicted model, not a curated record. NCBI's taxonomy places the organism in Eukaryota, Fungi, Mucoromycota, Mucoromycetes, Mucorales, Mycotyphaceae. The transcript has 2 exons. Gene Ontology annotation, biological process: regulation of cell cycle. Gene Ontology annotation, cellular component: nucleus. The coding region runs from base 243 to 1454 and encodes 403 amino acids.
CUCCAUUUCAUGACGUUAAAGAAGAAACAGACAAUGCGGCCGUCCAUGUUCAGCCACUACAGCAGCAGCAGCAGCAGCAGCAGCAGUCAUACCCAUAUAGACAAGAGUUCCCUCCUCCUGUACCGAUACCCACUUCCUCCAUUGUCCCUCCUCAGGGCGAUCACAGAAAAUCGGCUUUUACGCUUGCUGCUGGGUCUUCUGGCUACAAACGAAAAAGUAGUGAUAGCCAUAAGAGUGCUUGCAUGAUAACGUCUAUGCCACUUUCUUCAUCUCCAAACAAACAGCCUCUCUCUUCAGCAACAUCCUACUCAUCUUCUUCGGCUUCUUCUUCACCCGUACAUUCUGCAGCUUCUCCGACCACUUUGAAGGAUGGCAUGAUGCAUCAUCAGAAUCAGUCCCACCACCCUCUGACGGAAAGGUGCAGUGAUACAAAUGUGAACCACGGUCAUAGAAAGAGAAGAAAAAAAGGUUCAUCGACGUGGAAGGAUCCGACCGUCUCGCCUGCUGCUUCUACAACUCUCCAUGGUGAUCAGCAGAGGUCUUGUUCCUUUUCGCAACAUUCACAACCACCCUCUUCUUCCUCAACGACGCAUUUGAUACCCAUAACUCCUCCUCCUCCUCUUUCUGUUGCUACUCCUACCUCAGCGCUCGCUCCCGCUCCAUCACAGCAACAACACAUAAGUACAGCCGUUCGAACUUAUUAUGAAGUGGACAAAGACAGAAAUGGCAACUAUAUCUUGCCUGUGGAAAUUGAUUCCUGGACGGUGAUUGAUCUUGGUACGGUUGUUUAUGAUCGACCCGCUUACCACAAUCAACGUUACAUUUACCCAGUGAACUAUACUGUAAAAAAAUGGUAUCGAAGUAUGAUUGACCCUCAGUCAGAUACUCAAUAUACUUGUCGUAUUUUGGACAAUGGUCGAGAGCCCAAAUUUGAAGUAACGGCUGAUGAUUGCGAUAUGACUUAUUCAGGACCUACGCCGACAACGGUUUGGACGAUUAUUGUUCGUCGGGCAUUCAGUAUACGCAAUCAAGAAUAUGGUCAUAACCCUGUUGGGCCUGAUUUCUUUGGUUUGCGUAAAAACACGAUUGCAAAAAUGAUUCAGGAUCUUCCCAACGCGUCUCAAUGCUCAAGAUAUGUUUGGCAAAACUUUGAGCCUGCAAAGUUCAAUAAGCCUGGAAGCAGAACGAGACGCCGAACAGAGUCUUCAUCCGGAAAAGGUCUUCAGCAUCCCUAUGGAUUGGUAAAGGAAGGAGCCACAGCAACAACCACCACAAGAGAAGGAGAUGAUCUCUCCUCCACCAACAUGAGUUAUCGUCAUCGUCCUAUUACUUGUAUUGCUGCGGCUUCCUUGUCCACUUUGACAGGAGGCCUUAAUUAUGGGCUUACCCAUGGUCAUCGAUCCUCACAACAGCAAACAGCUUCCAAUACGAUUAAAAGAGGCAAAAAAAAUUGACAAUAGCAACCAUCAUUAAAUCAUUAUAAAUCAUUCUCCAUCAUAAACAAAAAAGCAUCUUGCAAGACAAUUUGCUGAAAAAGGAUAACUAAAAAUAAAUAAAAAUAAAAAAAGCUUUAGGUUUAAGCAUUUUAUGUGAAAAGGAGAAUGCCAAGCUUUAAAAAAGCAAAUAUACUAAGGCUGCAUUUUGUCUUCCGAUGGUUCAGCAAUCUAUUUUUACAUCAUGAUCCGUAAAUUAAGCUUUUUUUUUUUUUUUUUUUUUUU